CUCUGUGAGGUGAACUUUAUUCUUAAUGUAGUCCAGGUUGACGGAACAAUUUUUUUGAAAAAAGACCGAAGGCCAAAGUGAGAGAGAUAGACAACUAAAAGAAAAGAAAGGGGAAACAUUAUCAGAACUAGAAGCUUAAAAAAACUGAAGGAAAAUAGUAAUAAAAGGUCAAAAUGGGAAGUUUCAUGGGACACAUUCUACCGGGCUCACUCUUCUUUGCGUUCGGCAUGUGGUGGGCCUACAAUAUAUUCUUCAGGUACUUCCUUUGUUUACGAGGAGGCGGUAGUGGAGGAGGAAGCGGAGGAGGAGGGAAAAACUGGAGAAGAGGGUACAGAAGCACUCCAACUUUUAGUUCACGAUGCUGUUCAAAGAUCCCAAUGGAAGCUUUUUUUAAAAUCGCGGCGACAUCUAUCGGCAUUGUAGGCGAGUUCGUGACAGCCUUCAAGAACGGCAAAUUCACGCACCUCAACAACGCACAGCACAUGACGAUGUACUUCUUCUUCGGGCUCAGUGGAGUCAUGGAUCUGGCAAUACACUACCGUCUGCCAGUGCCUCCUGAUGUCGAUUAUGUGUCUGCCGUGUUGGCUUUUAUGGCAGAAGGGGUGCUGUUCUAUUAUCAUUUGCAUGGACGCUCGCACAUGGAUAUACAAAUACACAUGUUUCUGUUCUAUUUGAUCUUAUCCUCUGCUGUCUCCACCAUCGCCGAAAUGUGUCGAAAAUCCAGUGUUCUGCCUGCUCUAUGUCGGGCAUUUUUCACUCUGUACCAGGGCACGUGGUUCAUCCAAGUGGCGUUCCUUCUCUACCCUCCCCCGGGAAUGGCAAAGUGGGACGAAGAGGACCACGGCCAGAUGAUGAUCGUGACCCUGAUCUUCUGCUGGCACGCUGCCCUCAUCUUCAUAGGCAUGGCAGUCAUAGGACGCCUGGCACACACGAGGGUCAAGUGCAUGAAUGAGUCCACCGUGUAUCAAAGUCUGCACGGUCUUCAGGGGAUGGUGAAAAUGGACCCCGAGCAAGUCAGACGCAUGAUUUCGGACGAGUCGGAGGCCGAGGAGGGGGUCUAGAGGCAGCAGAGACGCCAUGGAGGUCAGGAGAGGUUGAUGGAAAAAAAAGCACACACACACACACACACACACACACGCACGCACUUCCUCGCCCCCUCGCACACGCCUACCCCCCUACACACACACACACACACACACACACACACACACACACACACACACACACACACACACACACACACACACACAUACACACACAGACUACCAUCCGCAAUAUACCUUCGUUGAUUACAUCGCCUUUUCACCGUACGAGUUCAGGCACAUCUUCCUUAUAGAAACCGAAGGCAUUCUAUUUCAAACCUUUCGCUGAAUAUCCUGAAAACAAUUUGGGUUCAUAUACCCAUUCCGAUUCCCGAUUUUUCUGCUUUUGAAAAAAAAGAAAAAAUCUCAUAAAACUACUCGAAUUGGAUCAUUUGAUAUCAACUGCUUAAUAUUCCGGCUGUAGCAAAUAGCUUUCCGUGUUCUCCCAGUCAGAAUCGACGGAGAAGGACCCAGGGGGGGAGUAGGGGUAUCUUGCCCUUUCUUCGAAACGCAAGACGAAGAGGAGAAAGCGAUGAAGGAGGAAAAAGACUAAUGAAGAAAUAUGGACGACGAGGAGGAAGAAGGAAGGUGAAGAAAAAAAAGAAAAAGAAGAAAAAGAAGAUAAAGCGCAGAAGAA
Molecule: messenger RNA, 1719 nt
Organism: Penaeus chinensis
Lineage: Eukaryota; Metazoa; Arthropoda; Malacostraca; Decapoda; Penaeidae
Product: transmembrane protein 45B-like
Exons: 4
Coding region: 174-1061 (295 amino acids)
Source: RefSeq, a predicted model, not a curated record